AUAGUCAGUGCUGCGCACGUUCAGUGGCUGAAUAGUCGUGCAACGCAUCGAAUCGUACAAUAUGCUGACAAUACUUUUGGCUCUGAACGUGGGCAUUGGCAUGGGUAUGGGCCAGGUUCAGGCGGAGAGCCCGAAACCGAUUACGGAGACAUGUUUGCUUUGCAUGUGUGAGGCAUUGAGCGGCUGCAAUGCGACGGCUGUGUGCGUAAAUGGAGCCUGCGGCAUCUUCAGGAUCACCUGGGAUCAGUGGGUCGAUGCUGGACGACUGACAGUGACGGGUGAUACACCCAUUUCGGACAGCGCGUUUACCAACUGCGCCAAUGAUCCGCACUGUGGGGCGGACACUCUACAGCACUACAUGGUGAAGUACGGACAGGAUUGUAAUGAUGAUCAGCAGGAGGAUUGCUACGAUUACGGUGCCAUCCACUAUAUGGGUCCAUUCAACUGCAAAGCGGAUAUGCCCUACAAUUAUGAGAACAUCUUCAAGCGGUGCCUGAGACGGGCGCAGCGGGAACAGCAGCGACAGACAACCACCUAGUCCGCCACGGGGGAAAGGCAACCACUGAUAACUAGUUUCAGCUGUCUAGCUGUUAACUUCUAGUAUUUAAUAACUAAUUUAUGAGGAAGAGUCGGCUUAAAAUUUGUGUGAGAAAAUUGCAUUGCAAAUGGCAUCUCGUUUAAUAAACAGCAGAUCUGUGUUGA
This is a messenger RNA of Drosophila obscura, 702 nucleotides long. Its product is annotated as lysozyme. Bases 62 to 538 code for a protein of 158 amino acids. The transcript has 2 exons. Gene Ontology annotation, molecular function: lysozyme activity. NCBI's taxonomy places the organism in Eukaryota, Metazoa, Arthropoda, Insecta, Diptera, Drosophilidae. The record is from RefSeq and is a predicted model, not a curated record.